Aspergillus melleus is the source of this 750-nucleotide messenger RNA. RefSeq lists its product as uncharacterized. The coding region runs from base 1 to 750 and encodes 249 amino acids. NCBI's taxonomy places the organism in Eukaryota, Fungi, Ascomycota, Eurotiomycetes, Eurotiales, Aspergillaceae. The transcript has a single exon. The record is from RefSeq and is a predicted model, not a curated record.
AUGCGUAUCUUCUCUGCGUUGAGCGGCCUCCUCCUGGCCGGUGCCGCCUUUGCCCAGAACUCGAGCUGCUCGCCCAAGUCGGGCGAUGUUCAAGUCGUCCAAUUCGGCUGGGCUCUGCAGUAUCUCGCCGAAAGAUACUACUCGGCGCAGCCGCUGAACCAGACCUUCCUGAACAGCGUCACCAACAGCUCGCGCGCCAACUACCAGAGCAACUUCCAAGGCAUCCAGCGACAGAACCGCCUGGGCGUCCGCGCCGUCCAGCAGCUGGGAUCCCAGGUCUCCGGCUUUAGUGCGCCCCGGUGCAACUACACCUUCCCGUCCGCGUCGGACGGCGAGACCUGGGUGAAGAACGCGCUCAAGUUGGAGCAGAGCAUCACCGGCGCCUUGAUCGGCCUGUCCGGCUACACUCAGUCGCCCGAGGUUUCCUUCCUGCUGGCGCGUCUGUCGGCCGAGCACAGCGGCCACGCCUACUAUAUCGCCAGCCAGCAGCAGGGCACCGUCUUCCCGACCAACAGCUCCUCGUUGGUCCCUGCGUACACUCCGGACUGGGUCCUGCAGAAUGGAACCCAGCCCGGAAAGUUGGGCUCGUACCUCAAGAACUGCGUCUCGCCUCCCUCGUCGCCGUGCGGUGAGAAGCUGAACAUCGGACCUCUGAUCGGCACUUUCGGAUCGAACUCGACUACUAACAGCACCACCAACUCCACUGCCUCUGCCUCGCCUUCGGCUGGGCUUUUCGCAAAGGUGUUCUAG